AUGCGGCAGAAGGCAGUAUCGCUCUGUCUGUGCUACCUGCUACUCUUCGCCAGUGGCCAAGUGGAAGCAGGAAAAAAACGCUCGGAGGACUCAGACGGCAGUGACUCCGGGUUAUGGGGUGCUCUGCCCUACAUGGCGAUUGGAGGAGGGCUCAUGGUGGCAGGGCUGCCCCUGCUAGGCUUCACUGGCGCUGGCAUCGCCGCCAACUCCGUCGCCUCCUGGAUGAUGAGCUGCUCUGCGGUGCUGAACGGCGGCGGCGUGCCUGCCGGGGGAGUGGUAGCCACAAUGCAGAGCCUCGGGGCUACUGGCAGCACUUCCCUCAUGGCCAAGGUCGGGGCCUUUCUGGGUUACAACGUCUAUAACACCAUCAAGAGUAAAGAUGAUGAGGAGGAUUAG
This is a messenger RNA of Chrysochloris asiatica (Cape golden mole), 396 nucleotides long. It is a transcript of the gene IFI6, whose product is annotated as interferon, alpha-inducible protein 6. The coding region runs from base 1 to 396 and encodes 131 amino acids. Gene Ontology annotation, biological process: apoptotic signaling pathway. Gene Ontology annotation, cellular component: membrane; mitochondrion. NCBI's taxonomy places the organism in Eukaryota, Metazoa, Chordata, Mammalia, Afrosoricida, Chrysochloridae. The record is from RefSeq and is a predicted model, not a curated record. The transcript is spliced from 4 exons.